Messenger RNA from Aspergillus homomorphus CBS 101889, 1245 nucleotides. RefSeq names its product putative protein kinase. The record is from RefSeq and is a predicted model, not a curated record. The transcript has 6 exons. Gene Ontology annotation, molecular function: protein kinase activity; ATP binding. NCBI's taxonomy places the organism in Eukaryota, Fungi, Ascomycota, Eurotiomycetes, Eurotiales, Aspergillaceae. Gene Ontology annotation, biological process: protein phosphorylation. Bases 1 to 1245 code for a protein of 414 amino acids.
AUGAGCACUUUAAGGCCGUCUAUUCCUCGCUAUUCCGCCCUGCUUCGCAAGAAGCCGUUUCCCAUCUCGCCAGUAUACGAUUCGAAGUCCUUUUACCCAGCGAAGCCUGGAGAGGUACUCGCCGAUCGUUAUCAGGCCCUGGUCAAGGUUGGCAGGCAUAUUGAAGAGCGAGAGAACAUCGUGGCAGUGAAAAUCGGCAAUAAUAAUGCGAGUUCUACUGGUCGUGAGCGCGAGAUUGGAGAACACAUUCCCACGGUAGACCCAUCACAUCGUGGUCGCUCGCUUAUCCGAACAUUGUUAGACUCCUUUGAAGUCGAAGGCCCAAGGGGUUCUCAUUCGUGCCUUGUGUAUCCGCCUAUGAGGGAGCCAUUGUCGAUGUAUCAGCGGCGCUUUGACGGUGAAAAGAUGCCACUGCCCCUCAUCAAAACAUAUAUUCGUGCGCUUCUUACCGGGCUUGAUUAUCUUCACAAAGAAUGCAGAAUAGUUCAUACGGAUCUAAAGCUUGAGAACAUCAUGGUUUCAUUCGAGGAUUCAGCUGUGCUUGCUGAAUUCAUGAAUUCCCAGCUUGAACAACCGAUGGCUUUCAAGAUUGAUUCGACGGGACGACCUGUGUAUCAGUCCCGUAAUGACUUUGGACCACUUAAGGGCCUGAGAAGCAUACCACAGCUUGUCGAUUUCGGCUUGGCAACCAGGCUCGAGGAAGAUGACGACUGGGGCGUCUGGCCUAUUCAGCCAGGCCACUAUCGCGCGCCAGAGGUGAUACUAGGUAAUGGAUGGCAAACGCCGGCGGAUAUCUGGAAUCUUGGUGUUCUGCUGUGGGAUAUGAUCGAAGGCAAAGAGCUAAUUCAGCAUAUCCAUGAUCAACAAGGUCGCUACGAUGCCAAACUACACAUUGCCGAGAUGAUAGCCUUACUCGGUCUACCUCCUCCGGAGAUCAUGCAAAGAUAUCAAUACAUGCGAGAAUACUCGUGGCCGGAACCUGUCAGACGAGAAGACGACAGAGUAUGCGAGACCGCGGAGGAGCACUUCUGCGGGCCAUUCUUUGACAAUAAUGGGCGCUUUCUCUACGAAGACUUGAUUCCCGACCGGAAAGUAGGCGACACAGUUUCCUUCCUCGAGGGAGAGGAGAAGGAAGCGUUUCUGGAUCUCGCCAAGGGAAUGCUUCUCUGGCAUCCGAGCCUGAGAAAAACGGCUGGCGAACUGGCGAAGCAUCCUUUCCUUCAACUAAAGCAAGUAGGCACUUGA